AUGCCGCCCGAACCAACGAAGCCGAAGGUCAAGCGUAGAACGAGUAGGAAAGAUUUGGACGACUUUCGUUUUGACGGCACGCAUGCCCGUGAGCUGGAGCUGAAGCGGACACGAGGUCAGUUGUGCCGAAUGUCGCAGGUUGAAGAUAAAGUGCGACAAGCAGGUCCCUUGUCAAUCCUGUGUGAGAAGAGGAUGUGUGGCAUUAUGUCCCAAUGGGAGUCUCGCCACGGGUCAAGGAACACGGUUCGUCAUUUGGUUGCAAAGCAUCUGAAUAUCGUUGACAAAUCGGUUAUCGCGUUCAGCUUCGUCCUCGCCGCCACCGAACAUCUCCACAAGCGAAUAGCUAAGCUCAGUGGGCGGGUUCGACAGCUCGAAGAUGCCCUCGCCACUCUUCAAGCCAAGCAUUCGACCGAGCCCCACCCCCUUCUCCACGAAGACUACAUGAUGAAUGACGAUCGAGAAGGCGAAGGUGAAACCAACGACCUCGACGCUGCGGGAUCUGGUGGCCAGGCUGCGGAAGUUAGGGACAGCUUUGGGACGUUAUCGAUAUCGGACCAGGGGGUGUCGCUGUUUUUUGGUCCCACUGGAGGGUCUGAGAGCUUGCUGUCGGCUACUCCUGAUGUCUCUGUCGAAUCCCCUAGGGGUUCGAAGACGCCAGACUCCACAAGAGACUCCAAGAGUCCCAUGAGCAUAGGGGAACUCUCGCUCUUUUCGCGGUUCUUCCCUUUCACCCCCGUCGGCUUACCCCCUCAGGUCCAACAGCUCAUCGAGACGCAGCAUCUACCAUCGUAUGAGAAGGCCAUCUCGUUAGCCGAGCACUAUUUUGCCCAAGUAUCAUGGCUUUUCCGGGGAGUCACCAGAUCGCAGGUGAUAGACGACAUGAUUCCCAUAAUCUAUCGACGACAGAUGCCCCUGCCCGGAGAGCACUACGGUGGCCCGCAUGAUUUGGCCCUGCUGUUUUGCAUCUUUUCGAUAUCAUCUUUGAUCGGGGAGAGCCCUUCGGCGGCAUACGGUGACCAUUACUACCAGAUCGCCAGGGCAGCGCUUGCCUUGCAGCCAGUCCUCGAGAAGCCAACCAUGGUGACCGUUCAGGUUCUUCAUCUCAUGAGCAUGUACAACGCCAUGAGUGGGAGUGCAGAUAUGGGAGGCGAGUCCAGUAUGGAGACGACGUGGUCCCUUAUCACUCUGGCGUCGAACCUAUCCCAGACAAUUGGGCUUCAUCGGGAUAGCGUCCGAUGGGGGCUUUCGCCGAAGAUGGUUCAGCGACGCCGGAUUUUGUUCUGGGACCUGUUUGUUGCCGACGUUUGGCAGAGUCUCAACACUGGGCGACCACCGUCCUUUUCGCUUGCAUACGUCGACUGUCGACACCCUCAAUACGAAGACGGUGGCAAGACUUUCGCCACGGAAUUCGAAUCAUGGCAAUUCCGAUUCGCAGCUGAGGUUGUUGCUGAGGUCGCAGCACGUACCUUGACUGCCGAAGCGCCUAGCUAUGCAACUAUCAUGGAGCUGGAUCGUAAGGUUCGCGAAUACCCUAUCCCCGAGACUGCCAAUAGCUCCAGCUCGUCGGACGACUUCUCCACCGCGUUCCAACGCUGCGUUUAUGAGCAUAUACGAGAAACAGUCUUGCUGUACAUCCACCGAAGUUUCUUCGCCCAAGCCAUCAUCGACCACCCAGAGAAUCCCCUCAAGAGUACCUAUUCGCCGUCCUUUUCCGCCGCAUACCAAGCAUCGUCCACAAUCCUCAAAUCUGUUCAAGAGCACUUCAAUAUGUAUCCACAAUCCAGCUCGAUCUUCUGGACAAUGUGGACGUUCGCCUUCAGCGCCGCGGUUGUGUUUGGCACGGUCGUUACUCGGGGUCCGAGAAGUCCCUUGGCCAAGUCUGCGAUGCGGGAGCUGGAACAAGCGUGUAUCUUGUUCUCUAAAGCCUCUGUCUAUAGCACGCGCGCUACCAAGGCCCUGCAAAUCCUGAAGACACUCAGUGAGAAGGCUCGUCUAGCCAUGAGCUCUUCCCAGAACGACCCAUCGAGGGACAAUGGGCUGCACUGGGCAAUCAGAAAAGACGACGACGAACUCUCCAUAUUCGCUGGCCAUACCCGAUUCGUCAAUCCGAAACAUACUGGGGAAACUCCUCCAUCCUCGGAUAACGGUGGCAAUGCGUCACCUGAGUACAACUCCCCUCCCACUGUACAGGCUGUAUCAUCGAUGCCACCAGUACCCCAGGUCCGACAACCCCAGCCCGUCCAAUCCUCAUAUCGCUUUGAAGCCUCUGUUUCUCCCGACGUGCGCAUGGACACAUCGGAGCCUGCGUGGCCUUCUCAAGCCGAGUCGUACGACGCGGCCCCUCGUCCUAGACCAUCUGAUCAGUAUGGAUACCACAGUAAUGCCCCUAUGGGACCUGGUCCCAGCGCACCGGUUGCUGAGUAUUGGGUGAACACCGCUCGAGACGUCUCUGCAGCACGGUAUGACGGACCACAGCACCCAUCAGCACCCCGCAUCUCUCGACCGCUCCAACCUCCGCCCCAAGAUCACGGCUACUACCACCCACCCUCGCCGGGAGACUCCGCCCCUGUAUCACUUCGCUCAUCACACUACUAUCCACCGCAGUCGCAAGGCUAUGCGCCUGCUAUGUACAGCAACCGACAAGCAUCGACCCAUAUUGGGAACGCUCCCCUGUCUGCGUCGUCGACGUCGUCCAGUGGUCAGCCCUUCGAUAUGCAUACGCAUCAACAAUCCCAUCCUCACCCUGCGGAACCUUCCACAGCCCAUCCCCAUCCCCAUCCCGCACACGCCCCGUCUUCACAUGCUCAUCCAACCCAAUCUCACGCUCAUUCUUCGACUCCAACAUACACACAGCAGUAUUCCAUGUAUCCGACGACGCCAGCCUUCCAUUCUCAGGCCGGUCCUCCAGCCAAUAAUGCAUUGGCAGACCUUGGCUUCGCUUCACGCGAUUCCCGACUUGAUGAGAAAUGGGGUAUGUUCAUGUCGGAAUCAGGGAUACUCGAAGAAAUCAACUUCCGCCCUUCGUGA
This is a messenger RNA of Coprinopsis cinerea okayama7#130, 3027 nucleotides long. RefSeq lists its product as hypothetical. Gene Ontology annotation, biological process: DNA-templated transcription. Lineage: Eukaryota; Fungi; Basidiomycota; Agaricomycetes; Agaricales; Psathyrellaceae. Gene Ontology annotation, molecular function: DNA binding; zinc ion binding. The record is from RefSeq and is a predicted model, not a curated record. The coding region runs from base 1 to 3027 and encodes 1008 amino acids. The transcript has 14 exons.